Acanthoscelides obtectus is the source of this 1263-nucleotide messenger RNA. Lineage: Eukaryota; Metazoa; Arthropoda; Insecta; Coleoptera; Chrysomelidae. The record is from the annotation of a GenBank genome assembly.
AUGGUCUGGGGCAGUAUGUCAUCAAAAGGAGUAGGAAAACUUCAUUUUAUUGAUGGAAAUGUGGAUUUGGCAAUUUUAGAAGAAUCGCUUUUACCAGUGAUGGAAGAAUGUUUGACAUCCGGCCAAGAUUUUGUUUCAGCAAGAUGGUGCCAUACCUCAAAAAAGGCUAUAAAAUGGAUAGAAGAAAAUAAUGUACCACUUUUAAAAUGGGUUUCUAGCACUCCAGAUCUGUCACCUAUUGAAACUUUGUGGCACGAGAUGAAAAAGGUUCUACGACAACAUCCUGCUCAACAUUUUCGCGCCAUAAUUUAUUACAACUUUCAGAGACAAUUAUCGCAACAAGAAUGCCUUGCUGAGUUACUGUCUGUUUUCGGUAACGAAGCGCCACAUCAGUCGACAAUUUGCCGUUGGUAUGGAGAAUUCAAACGUGGACGGGUUAGUCUUAGCGACGAUCCCAGGGUGUGUGCACCAAAAACGGCAGUCACCCAGGAAAACGUCGAUGCUGUGCGCAAACUCAUCUUUGAAGAUAUACAUGUUACAUAUCGCGAGAUUGAGGCGUCCUUGAAGAUCUCAAAGACCUCAAUUCAAAAAAAUUUACAUGCAGAAUUAGGAGUAAGAAAAUUAGUUUCUCAGCAGAAAGCAGCCAGGGUUAAUUGGUGUCAAAAAACGCUUGACCGUUUCAAUUCCGGAAACUCAAAAAAUGUGUACAGCAUUGCUGGUGGUGAUGAAUCGUGUAUUUACUGUUAUGAACCAGAAAGUAAACGAAGUGAAGAAAAGCCAACAAAAGUCAUCCGUUCUCGAAGUGUUUCGAAAAAGAUGGUGUCAAAAGCGAGUCAUAUUGCAACAAUUCCUCUUAAUGAGCAAAGAACUGUUACUGCGGAAUGGUAUACCACCAUUUGUUUGCCAAAUGUCAUCACCGACCUUCGAAAAAUCAACCCCGAAAGAAGAAUCAUCCUCCACCAAGACAAUGCAAGCUCGCACACAGCCCAAAAAACAAGGCAGUAUUUAACGGAAGAAAACGUGGAAUUAUUGGACCCUCCUCCAUAUAAUCCCGAUCUAGGUCCUAACGAUUUCUUUACUUUCCCGAAAAUUAAAAACAGACUGCGUGGUCAAAGGUUCCAGUCACCAGAAGAAGCAGUUGACGCAUUCAAAAAUGCCGUUUUGGAUCUGCCAGCAAACGAGUGGAAUAAGUGCUUCGAAGAUUGGUUCGAGCGCAUCCAGAUGUGCAUUAAUCUUCGUGGAGAAUACUUCGAAAAAGAAUAA